AUGUUACUUUAGAAUAGAAUCUUUAACAAUUAAUUCGUAGUUUAAAGAAAACUAUCAGCUGGUUCAUUUGGAGUUGUUUUUGUAGGUUUAGAUUAGAAUAGUAAAUAAGAAGUUGCUAUAAAAGUAGAAAAAGAAGAAAAUGAAGAUGUUAGAUCAUUUGAAAGAGAAGUAUAAAUUUUCAAACAUCUGGGUUAAAUGGAAGGAAUACCUAAAUUAAUAUGGUCAGGAGAAGAAUAUGGAUAUAAUAUUUUAGUUAUGCAAAUGUUAGGAAAUGAUUUAGCUUAUCAUUUUAAACAGUUGAAACACUUUACACUUAAGACAGCAAUACUAAUUGCAAUACAAUUAAUUGAAGUAAUAGAAAAACUCCAUUUCCAAGGAGUAAUCCAUAGAGAUCUUAAACCAGAGAAUAUCAUAUUAGGUUAAGGUAAAGAUAAUGGUAAAAUUUAUUUACUUGAUUUUGGAAUCAGUAAAAUAUUCAAAGACUGUAAUAACAAACAUAUGUAAUAAUAAUUAUUAUAUUGUAGUCCUUUUAGAGAAAAUAGAUCAUUUUUAGGAACUACUAGAUAUGCUUCUAUUGCUGCACAUCUUGGUCAUGAAUUAGGUAGAAAAGAUGAUUUGGAAUCAAUGAUGUAUAUCAUCUUAUACUUUAUUAGAGGGUAAAUCUUAAUCUUUUAUCAAGAUAGCUACCUUGGUAAAAUAUGUAAAACGUUACUGAUGAUUAAAGAACUAAAAAAGUUGGUGAGGUUAAAUUACUAUUAUAAUCAGAAAUAUUUAGAGAUUAACCUAAAGAAUUUCAAAAAAUAUUUGAGUAUUAUUAUUCCAAUAUCAUUUAGUUACAUACGUAAAUUACCAUUUUAAAGUGAACCUAAUUAUAAGAUGAUUGUUUUUGAAUUAAAAAAGGCAGCUGAAUCUUUAAAAUUAAAUCUUGAUGGAUUCUAUGAUUGGAGUGAAAUUAGAUAAUCAACACAUUUUGAUUCAAUAGUUCCUCAUAAUAGUAUUGAAAUGAAAAAAUCUAUUGAAAAAUAAUUAUCAGGUAUUUUUAAUCAACAAAAGUAUUCUAUUUUAUAUUUAUUUUUUAGUUCCAAUUAAUUUUUAGCUCCACCUCCAUAAUUUUCAAGUAGAAAUAAUCUUAAUGGAAGAGAGGACAAUAAAAAAACUACAUUAGCUUCCUUUUAAGGUAUUCUAAAUAUAUAAUAUUAUUUUUAGGUAGUCAAUAAUGUCUUUCAGUCAAUCCAUAUUAUUCAUAAUCUAUUAAAAAUUCAAGCUAAAAUAUAGACUAUGAAACUGAUUUAAUUAGUUAAUAGUUAAAUGAAUAUCUUGGAGAUAGAAGUUUAUAACAAAAAAAUAAUAAACUUAAUUCAAUUCAUAAAUAGUACUUUUAAUAAACUCAUUUUUAGGUUUCGCUUAUUAAAUCAAUAUAAUUAAUGAUAUUAACCCUUUUUGUGAUAUUUUAUCUUAUUUUCUGUUUAAUAAUAUUUAUUUCAUGUAAUCAUUAAUUCUUAAAUCAACUUUUAUAAAUGAAGAAAUACAUACUGAAAAAAAAUAAGAAGAAGAAACUAAGUUAUUACUCUUAAUGGUAUACUAUUUAUAUUAACUUUUUAGAAAGUAGAAGAUUUUCAUAAAAAAAUGUAAAAAGAAAGAAAUGAAUAAUUAUUUAAAAAAAAUAGAGAAAUUAUUUUUAUCCCUCCAAUUUUAUUAGAUGAUCAAAUCUAUCCUUAUUUAUUUAAUGAGAAUGAUUUUGAUAAUGAAGAAAUCUAUCAUAUCAAUAAUUUAACUGAAAUCGAAUUAGAACUUCAAACAUUUUACUUAUAAUAAAUUUGA
Molecule: messenger RNA, 1821 nt
Organism: Paramecium sonneborni
Lineage: Eukaryota; Ciliophora; Oligohymenophorea; Peniculida; Parameciidae
Source: the annotation of a GenBank genome assembly